UGCUGUAGCCGGACCCCCGUGAUCCUCCAGGGCUUGUCUGAAGUCUGAUGUUCACUUAGCCUCGUGAUUUGUUUAAAGUGAAUGCUCCAUGGAGGUGACUGCUGCGCGCCGGUCCUUCCUCUGCGACAUCGGGAUGUGGGCGGACCGCACAGCUCUCCAUGAAGCCGCCUCGAUGGGUCGCGUUCUGCAGUUGUCUCAGCUCAUAGACUCUGGAUCCAGUGUAAACACGGUGACAGUGGACAAUGUGACUGCUCUGCACGAAGCCUGUAUCAAGGGACACCCCAACUGUGUGAGGCUGCUGCUGAGAGCCGGGGCACAGGUAGAUGUGAGAACGAUUCAUGGCAGCACACCGCUCUGUUACGCUUGUACCUCUGGGAGUUUAGACUGUGCUCGACUUUUACUGGAACAUGGAGCGAACGUUAACCCUUCUCUCACAACACUGACCCCAUCAUCACUGCAAGAGGCCUGUAUGCAAGAAGCACGCAUUAACUCGGUGAAGUUCCAUGAGACUGCGUUACACCUGGCGACCCGUGGGGGCAGUGUGGAACUGAUGGAGAUGCUGAUCGAGUUUGGGGCCGAUGUUUUUUACAGUGACAACUCCGGGAACAGACCCAGAGACUAUGCUGUGGAGGGGACUGAUCCAUACCUCUGCCUCACAUUCUUUGAAAGUAAUCCCCUGAGUCUGCAGCAGAUUUGCAGGAUCAGACUUCGUUCUCAGCUGGGUCCUCGAGCUUUCCGUGUUAUACCUGAACUCCAAAUAUCUCCAUGGAUAAAGAACUACCUCCUCUUCUCAGACACCUGUGCUCAGACUCAGAGUCAGACAAAACAAUAAA
Periophthalmus magnuspinnatus is the source of this 833-nucleotide messenger RNA. Its product is annotated as ankyrin repeat and SOCS box protein 13-like. The record is from RefSeq and is a predicted model, not a curated record. Bases 89 to 832 code for a protein of 247 amino acids. Gene Ontology annotation, biological process: protein ubiquitination; intracellular signal transduction; positive regulation of protein catabolic process. Gene Ontology annotation, molecular function: protein binding. The transcript is spliced from 5 exons. Lineage: Eukaryota; Metazoa; Chordata; Actinopteri; Gobiiformes; Gobiidae.